AUGGCAAGUACCAUGGCUUUUAACCCACAGACCAAAAAUCUGGCUUCCGCAAAAGCGGGUGCAGGACGCGUGCCCCCGCAUCAGACCCUAAAACAUGACCAAUCGAAGCAAUCCCAUCAGACAAAGCGACGCAGCCGGAGGGAAAAAGAGAUCUUCACGCGAGAAUCGGACGAACGUCGAUUUCUGAAUCGGACUCCUGGAGUAGUUACUUCAGACAGCCUUCAGAAAUUCUCCUCAAAACCUCCAAUUGAGACAUGA
Messenger RNA from Paracoccidioides lutzii Pb01, 258 nucleotides. RefSeq lists its product as hypothetical. The transcript is spliced from 3 exons. Bases 1 to 258 code for a protein of 85 amino acids. The record is from RefSeq and is a predicted model, not a curated record.